UAAUAUUGUAUAUAUCUCGGCAUGCCGAGGCGGAGUCCCCGGACUUGACUCCCGCAACGUGUCCCACACCACACACUUACCUCACUCCCCCGACAACAACCGCGAGAGCCUCACGAAGAGCUUCAAGGUAACGUAACCAGAACAACAGCACGAAAAAAAAAGCAUGCAAACAUCCGGCUUAAGCAACGCGCCCAUCACCAAAUUUCUCCUCGUCUACACCAUCGCGGCCUCCGUCGUCCUCUCGAUCCUCGACCUUAAACAUGUCCCCGGCAUUCUCGUCUCCCCGCACCUCUCCACCUACGGGCAAUACUGGCGCUGCCUGAUCUGGCAAGUCGCCGGAUUUGCGAAUUCCACGGAGGCCCUGUUUGGCGCGAUGUUGGCGUAUCAGAUGCGCGUUGUGGAGCGAGCAUGGGGUGGAAGGAAGACAGCUACAUUCCUCCUCUCAACCCUCCCAUACACAACCCUCCUCCCGCCUCUCCUCCUAGCUCUCAUCGUCCGCCCGCUCUCCCUGUACAGAUUGAAUUCCCUCCCGUCAGGUCCAACCGCAUCGUUAUUCGCCCUGCUAGCACAGUACUACGCCUGCAUCCCGUCAACAUACAAAUACUGUAUUUCUCUUUCUGGGUCUGGGCCCGGGCCUGGGCAAGAACAAGAACAAGAACAAGAACAAGAACAAGAACAAGACAGACAGACAACAACCGCCUCCCUCUCCGACAAAUCAAUCACCUACCUGGUCGCCGCGCAGCUCGCGCUCUCGCAGUUCCCGACCAUGGUGCUCCCGGCCACGGUGGGCUUCGUGGUGGGAUUGGCCUGGCGGGCGGAUUUGCUUCCCGGUGGCGGGGCGAGUGGUGGCUGGAGGAUUCCCGGGUGGGUUGUUGGGGAGAAGGGGUCUCGUUUGUCGUCGUCGGCGGCGGCGGCAGGGGAAACCGGGUUCGAGGAUUUGAGGAGAAGGUUGGAGAGCGAGGCUGCGGUUGCGGGUGGGAGUGGGAGU
Messenger RNA from Aspergillus ochraceoroseus IBT 24754, 988 nucleotides. RefSeq names its product protein dscB (gene dscB). Gene Ontology annotation, molecular function: serine-type endopeptidase activity. Lineage: Eukaryota; Fungi; Ascomycota; Eurotiomycetes; Eurotiales; Aspergillaceae. The annotation marks the transcript as partial. The record is from RefSeq and is a predicted model, not a curated record. The transcript has 3 exons.